AGCUGAAUUUUCACAUGGGACUAUUAUAGAUGUUCUUUAUCAUAUAGGUAUUUAACACUCAAAUUAAAGCCUAUAGCUGAAAAAUAAGAUCAGGCUAUUCAAAAUAUCUAAAACCGACGGUAAUUAUAAUUUUUGCCAUGAAUAUUAAUUUAUAUUUAGUCAUGGAGUCAUUACUCAUAAUCACGUCAUUACUUAUAAUCAAAAUUGGAGUAAUUAUAAUGGAGUCAUUACUUAUAAUGAAAAUUGUGCCGCCUACAUAAGUCAGACCUGUGAUUUAUUAUGCUUUAAAGACUAAAAGUACGGGCCGGCAACGCGGACCGGGCCAGCUAGUAUAUAUAUAAUAAUCAAUUGUUGUUUGUUGGUAAUGGAAUCAGUUGAAAACGGCUGGACCAAUUUGCAUAAUUUUUUAUACAAACGUCCGUCAUACCCCGAGUUAGGUUUUUACAGAAAAAAAUAUUGACCACGCCUACUUUUACGCCCACUAUCUUGAUUUAUCUAAAAUCUUUAUAUUUGCCAGAUAAUGAAGAUAUCGGUUUGAAAAUUAUUACACGAGAUACUGUUGACUUUCCCUCCAAACUUAGGAAUUUAUUUGGGCGCUAGGGAACUGACCACGCAUACUUCUAAUCUAUCUAUAUAUAUAUAUAUAUAAGGCAGUUGUGUUAGUUACUACGCUUGUAUCUCAAGAACCGCUGAUCUGAUUUUAACGAUUUACUCAAAUUCGGAAUUGUCUCUUGGCAGAAAAGAAUAAAAUCCGAAAAAAAUGCGUAAAAAUGUGAAAUUUUAAAAUUUUCAUUUUGACUUUUGAAGUGUACAAUAGUAAUUCGGAAUGUACAAGUUAACACACAAUAUGUUAUAAAUUCAAAAGAUAUUUGGCACAUGUAAAUACAGUUCACACGAAAAUAUUUCAUCAACUCAAAGUUGCACAUCCGGUAGUUAACCUGUUAAACCCAAGAGAUACUUGGCGCGUGCAGACAGAAUUACCACGAAUUUCUUUCAUUUCAUUUCAAACACAUUUUCGUUCUAUAUCAAAAGUGCAAUAUCUGGCUUGAAUUGCAAAAACGUUAACUGCAACGCUUUCGCAACGUUCAAUGGAAAUUUUAUAAAUUAAAUAAAAGAAAAUGAAUUUAGUUUCGUAAGCAAAAUAAUGUAAGCAUGUAUUGGUAUUACAGUAAAUCAGGUUCAAUGGAAAUUUAAUAAAUUAAAUAAAUGCAAAAGGAAUUUAGUAUCGUAAGCAAAAUAAUGUAAACUUGUAUUGGUAUUAAAAUAAGUCUCUUCCAAAUAAUAAACAGAUAACGAAAUCACUCUGUCAGUGAACUUCGUGAAUAAACGUCAAGUCGCGGUUUUCGACAAACCAAAAUUAAACGUUUGUUUUAAUUUAGACAGUGUCCGUGGUACUUUUGACAAGUAUCUCGUUUUUUUUUUUGAGACCUUAACUCAGAAAGGUCUAACUGGCGCCCGAGCAAAAUUGGGUAAUUAAGUCACCCAUCGCGCUAAUGUAAAGAAGGAGGCCCCCAAGUAUCCUUACGGAAAAAAGGACGCGUUUGAACGCAAGCCGCUUUACUAGUGAAAAAAAAGAGACUUACCUCGAAAAUUGGGUUACUAAGUCCCCCAUCGCGCUAAUGUAAAGAAGGAGGCCCCAAAGUAUCCUUACGGAAAAAAGGACGCGUUUGAACGCAAGCCGCUUUACUAGUGAGAAAAAAAAAGAGGCUGACCUCGAAAAUUAAUUGAAAUCAUAACAAAACAAAAAAAAAAACUACUAAAGUGAACUCUAAAAUACUCGAUAAUACGAUACAAAAAGAAAAAAAAAGGAACAACAAAAUCUAUCUAAUCAUAACAAAAUCUAUCUAAUCUAAAACAAAAGUGAAAGUGACUUCAUCAUCUGUAAUCCAACCUAUACAACGAGGACACCACAUCAGGAUACACUUACCAAGAUGAAGAUGACUCUACUUUUUUUAUCAACCUUUUUAACUCUUUUCACCUUUUCGACAACCGAGCUACAAAUUUUGAACUACACACUGUCACACCUCGUAACUAUUUUUAGUGGACCUGCAAAAAUACAGGACGGCACAUUUAACAUUAUCCACAUUAUAGAAAUGGACAGAUACAAGAACUUCGUUGACGAUGUACAGAAGGAAAUCGUACAAACCAUCCCUAAAUCCAACCCCUUUUUCCCACUCCUAACACACGAAAUAUCCCAAAUUCAUGAUAUCCUAGAAGGCAUAGAACCAAUGGAACCACCCAGGAAAAAGAGAUCCAUCAAUAUAUUAGGUACAGCCUGGAAGUACAUAGCCGGAUCACCAGAUCACGAUGACUUUGUAACAGUAAAAAAUGCAUUGGAUCAAACUAUCCUAAAUAAUAACCAACAAGUAGUUAUAAAUGACAUCUUUACAGAAAGAUUACAAAACCUUACCCAAAUUACCAAUCACAUAACCAAAGCAAUUAAAGAUAAUAAAGAUUUUGUAAACGAGGCUGCACUCAGCAUGCAAAUUAAGCUCAGAUUCAUAAAAGAAGAAUUAACUAACAUCAAAUUCGCAAUCCAAUGGGCAAAACAAAAUAUUAUAAAUUCGUUUUUGUUAAAUAAAAAAGAAAUAAAAAUAGCACUGGAGAAAAUAACAGAUGACAAUAUUUUAUUCACAUCAAUAGAAGAAGCCCUCAAGUUUGCAAACAUUAAGGUCCUUUACAAUCAAAGAAAAAUGUUGUAUAUCAUUGUAAUCCCGCUUACUAGCAAAGAACAAUUCGAUAAUGUUAUAAUUAAACCUGUAAAAAGAAAUAAUAGAAUCAUAAGUACCAAGUUUAAAGAAAUAAUGAAAAAUAACCAUAAAAUAUUUGGCAUUAAAAGUGAAUGUGCAAUAAUAAAUAAUGUAAAAAUCUGUAAAAGUGACAAAUUGGUAAACAUAUCCAACGAUACUUGCAUCCCUCCGCUACUUAACGGAAUGAAUUCAUCUUGCCCAAUGGCACACGGCUACCAUAUACCCCAAAUAGAAAAUAUCUCACCCGGUAUCAUUCUUCUUAACGAUUUUAUUGGAAAAAUAAACAAUGAUACGGUUAAUGGAACAUUUUUAAUCAAAUUCCACAACGCUACAUUGCGAAUAAACGACAAAUAUUACAGAAAUUUAGAAGCUCCACUUUUGGAAGUUUCUCCACCAACAAUUCAACAAACGCCGGUUGAAGAUGAAUUCAUAAGCCUACUAUCCUUGGAAAUGUUAAACCACUUGCAUAUUAAUAAUACCAAGUCCAUCCAUGAACUCAAGUCAGACUCUGUUGUUACUAAAUAUACCACGUUCUCUUUAUUCACCCUUUUUGCUAUUUGCCUUGUUCUAAUAAGGCUCUUUACAAAAAAAAGAGAAAAAGUAAUUAUUCAUACAAUAGCUCCUACCCAUGAAUUAAUACAAGCCCCAGUUGCUCGAACAAAAUUGCACGAGCCGAGGCCACAAAAAAUAGACGAUCUACCUUACUUCUAACGAUUGAGGACAAUCGUUUUUAAAGGGGGAGGAGUUAACACACAAUAUGUUAUAAAUUCAAAAGAUAUUUGGCACAUGUAAAUACAGUUCACACGAAAAUAUUUCAUCAACUCAAAGUUGCACAUCCGGUAGUUAACCUGUUAAACCCAAGAGAUACUUGGCGCGUGCAGACAGAAUUACCACGAAUUUCUUUCAUUUCAUUUCAAACACAUUUUCGUUCUAUAUCAAAAGUGCAAUAUCUGGCUUGAAUUGCAAAAACGUUAACUGCAACGCUUUCGCAACGUUCAAUGGAAAUUUUAUAAAUUAAAUAAAAGAAAAUGAAUUUAGUUUCGUAAGCAAAAUAAUGUAAGCAUGUAUUGGUAUUACAGUAAAUCAGGUUCAAUGGAAAUUUAAUAAAUUAAAUAAAUGCAAAAGGAAUUUAGUAUCGUAAGCAAAAUAAUGUAAACUUGUAUUGGUAUUAAAAUAAGUCUCUUCCAAAUAAUAAACAGAUAACGAAAUCACUCUGUCAGUGAACUUCGUGAAUAAACGUCAAGUUGCGGUUUUCG
Molecule: messenger RNA, 4006 nt
Organism: Musca domestica (house fly)
Lineage: Eukaryota; Metazoa; Arthropoda; Insecta; Diptera; Muscidae
Exons: 2
Coding region: 1932-3461 (509 amino acids)
Source: RefSeq, a predicted model, not a curated record